CAGUAUCAUCACACUCAGUCUUAGAGCUGCUAGCCACAAGCAAGACAAGCGUCAUACAAUUUUCAUCAAAGCUGUAUACUUUAAUAGCAAUCAUCAUAGACUAUAAAACAAAAACUCAACAGCGAGAAGCAACUGCAAUUGUAGAACAGUCAAUUUCCACAGUACUGGAUAAACAACCACUCCAAUCACAAUGAGUUUUGGAAGCGUACCAUCCAGGUCAGAGGUGAUGGGCUGGAACUCUGGAAACUUGGCUGAUUAUCUUAAAAAAUUGAAACUGCUGGGGUGUGACAGAGUGGUGAAAAAAAGCAACAUGAGUGGUGCAAGAUUCUUGAAUAUGACUGAUAAGGACUUUAAGAAGUUCCCUGCAGAACAUAUACCAUUUAUCACAAAGAUCUGCAGAGAUAUUAAUCAGAAUAACAAACAAAAGAAGGGUCUGUUUCAUAGAUCAGAUCAUCGGAUGCCUCCAAGCCAAGAACCUAAUCCAGGAGGUUGGGAUUCUGAUGAAUUCGACCAAGAAGGAAGUGACAACGACUAUGAGGAGCCAGAUAAUAAUGAGUUUGAAGACAAUUACAUAUGUGCAGCAUCAUGUGAUAUUGAGGAAGAUGUGAAUACUGAUGAUGAUUAUGAACCACCUCCUACUGAAGCACCUUCUGAAAUACCGACUCAGUUUCGAGUUGCCAAGCCUCUUGGUGAUGGUGAUUAUUUAGACAGCGGCCCACGUGGUUCUGCAAGACCACCCCAGGACAACAGGUCAGCAUCUCUUCCCAGAGGGCUUUUAAAUUUUCAGACACCUAAGCCUCCAUCACGACCGGACCCCUCUCCACACAGGCCUUUCAUUCCCCCUAAUCAAUUAAAACCUAGUGUGCCAAUGGUAGAUCGGAGUAAGAAACCUGGCUCAUCUCCUCUGUCCAAAAAAAAUAUUGUCAAAUCAGCAAUAAACCAAAACACCUUACCAAUGGCUUCAAAAUCAGCAACUUUACCCGCACAAAGAUUUAACACCCAACAGAGGGAUGAGUUUCCUCCUCCACCUGUAGAAGUGAAUUCGAUGAUGGGGCAGGGCAUGGAUCCACGGUGGUAUGUGGGGCAAAUGUCACGAGGAGAGGCCGAAGUCUCACUCAGACAAAUGAAUGCAGAUGGCACUUUCUUGGUGAGAGACAGUUCAAAGGGCUGCACAGAGCAGCCAUACACGCUCAUGGUGCUGCACCAGCAAAAAGUGUACAACAUCCAGAUCCGUUUCCUUGGAAACAAAGAUGGAUAUUCCCUGGGCACGGGCCUAAAUGGUGUCGAGAAUUUCUCCAGUGUUUUGGACAUGGUUGCACAUCACAUGAAGACCCCACUGAUUCUGAUAGACGGAAUGGAGCGUGGAGCAGGACCUACUCGCCAGUGCUGCCUCAUGCACCCGGCAGGUUUCUGAACUCACAAAGCAGAAGAAGAAUCUAUAUAAUGCUGACUGGAUUCCAGUGUCAAACAGACUUACAUAGAAUUCAGACAGUGUCUGGUGAAAUGCAGCUAUUAUAAAGUUAUCAAUCAACGCCAGGAGAUGCAAAUAUUGAAAAAUUAACUACAUGACUAAAUGAAUGAAUCAUACUUGGUUUAAUUCGAUCCGACAAAACUGUCUAAACUUUUUAAAUGAAAAAAAAAAAAUAUUUAAACACUUUCAAUGUUAAAAUCAAGCAUUUUUAGACUGUUAACGAGAAGCAAUUUUACUUAUAAUUAAGCAAUUUUCUUAUACUCUUAAAAUGUACAUUUGUCUGUUCUAAAUUAAAUAUUCCUACUGUUUUUAGAAUUCUAACUUAAUGUUUCCAAUUAAAUUGUGAAGUUUACAUGAAAAAGCA
Messenger RNA from Carassius gibelio (silver crucian carp), 1835 nucleotides. RefSeq names its product lymphocyte cytosolic protein 2. The record is from RefSeq and is a predicted model, not a curated record. Gene Ontology annotation, biological process: intracellular signal transduction; cell surface receptor protein tyrosine kinase signaling pathway. The coding region runs from base 191 to 1414 and encodes 407 amino acids. Lineage: Eukaryota; Metazoa; Chordata; Actinopteri; Cypriniformes; Cyprinidae. The transcript has 15 exons.